GGAAGGAGAAGGAAGGAGAAGAGGAGGGAUCCUGAGGAGCAGAAGAGAAAACGCAGGGCAGACAGGCAGGCAGGCAGGAGGAGAGAAGACGGCACUCCAGCGGCAGCAUUCAAAGGCCAGAGUGGGGACCCGUGCUGCCUCCAUCGCUCCUCGGAUGGUGACGGGGCCCCGCCGCGGCCGCAGCCCCCCGCGCCCUGGCUCCGUAGGCCCGCAGCGCCGGAGCCCCGCAGGAAUCAUGCCCAGGUCCUUCCUGGUCAAGAAGGUCAAACUUGACACGUUCUCCUCGGCAGACCUCGAGAGCUCUUACGGGCGUGCCCGCAGCGACCUCGGCGUGCGACUGCACGAGAAAGGAUACCUCAACGACUACUCGGGGCCCGCCUCCGUCUACGAUGGCGAUGCCGAGGCGGCCUUGCUCAAAGGGCUCCCGGAGCCCAUGUACGCUGCAGCCGUGCGGGGAGAGCUGGGCCCGGCGGCCGUGGGCUCGGCGCCGCCGCCCACCCCGCGCCCGGAGCUGGCUACAGCCGCGGGCGGCUACAUCAACGGCGACGCGGCCGUCAGCGAGGGCUACGCAGCUGACGCCUUCUUCAUCACCGACGGCCGCUCGCGCCGUAAGGCCGCCAACGCCAACGCCGCCGCCGCCCCUUCCACGGCCUCUGCGGCGGCCUCCGACACCGAGAGCGGAGGCGGGGCCGGGGCGGGCGCGAGCGGCGGGUCGGGGCCCGGGGGUAGGGGCGGCGCGCGCUCGGGGGCGGGCACCGAGGCGCGCGCGGGCACCGGGGCCGGCGGCGCAGGGGGCCGGCACGCAUGCGGCGAGUGCGGCAAAACGUACGCCACCUCGUCGAACCUGAGCCGCCACAAGCAGACGCACCGCAGCCUGGACAGUCAGCUGGCGCGGCGCUGCCCGACGUGCGGCAAGGUGUACGUGUCCAUGCCGGCCAUGGCCAUGCACCUGCUCACGCACGACCUGCGCCACAAGUGCGGCGUGUGCGGCAAGGCCUUCUCGAGGCCCUGGCUGCUACAGGGCCACAUGCGUUCCCAUACCGGCGAGAAGCCCUUCGGCUGCGCGCACUGCGGCAAGGCCUUCGCUGACCGCUCCAACCUACGCGCGCACAUGCAGACGCACUCGGCCUUCAAGCACUUCCAGUGCAAGCGCUGCAAGAAGAGCUUCGCGCUCAAGUCCUAUCUCAACAAGCACUACGAGUCGGCCUGCUUCAAGGGCGGGGCCGGCGGCGGCGGCGGCGGCCCCGCAGCCCCGGCGCCCGCUGCGCCGCCGCAGCUCAGCCCUGUGCAGGCCUAGGGCGGCGGUGCCUCCGCCAGCCGGGUCGGCUCUCAGCAAUACGGGCCCCCAGGGAAGUCUCCGCUGGCGCCCGGGCGGAGGGGCGGGAGGGCAGGCCCCUCCUCACAGCAAUAGGGGGAGGGGGCCCGGCUCCGCCCCGCCCGCCAGGGGCCUUGCCGGCCCCUUCAA
Equus caballus (horse) is the source of this 1465-nucleotide messenger RNA. The record is from RefSeq and is a predicted model, not a curated record. NCBI's taxonomy places the organism in Eukaryota, Metazoa, Chordata, Mammalia, Perissodactyla, Equidae.